AGCAGCGCAAACCACGAAUAGGGUGUGUAGUGGCCGAUGGUUUGUCGAAGCUGAUCACGGCUGCUGGCAAAGACAUCAGAGUUUGGGACCUUUCUUCAGCGCCUGCGAUUUGCCUGCGCUCCCCGGAGGAGGACUCGCCAGAGUCCCGAGCGAUGCAAC
Molecule: messenger RNA, 159 nt
Organism: Amoebophrya sp. A25
Lineage: Eukaryota; Dinophyceae; Syndiniales; Amoebophryaceae
Source: the annotation of a GenBank genome assembly